Tarenaya hassleriana is the source of this 1381-nucleotide messenger RNA. RefSeq names its product protein RAE1. The transcript has 12 exons. Bases 144 to 1193 code for a protein of 349 amino acids. Lineage: Eukaryota; Viridiplantae; Streptophyta; Magnoliopsida; Brassicales; Cleomaceae. Gene Ontology annotation, biological process: RNA export from nucleus; transcription-dependent tethering of RNA polymerase II gene DNA at nuclear periphery. Gene Ontology annotation, cellular component: nuclear pore. The record is from RefSeq and is a predicted model, not a curated record. Gene Ontology annotation, molecular function: RNA binding; ubiquitin binding.
GGGCUUCUCCUCCUCUUUCACUGCAAACGUAUCAAGUUUCCCUGUUCUUCUGAAAUCGGAUAGUGAAAUCCCCAUCGCCGUCGUAAAUUUCAUCUUGCUUCUCCCCCCCCCUCUCUGUAUCUGCUUUGGUUUUGGCUCUUGCAAUGGCUACUUUUGGUUCUCCGGCUACUUCGAGUUCGAACCCCAACAAAUCCUACGAGGUAGCUCCAUCUCCCGGCGACUCCAUUUCAAGCUUAAGUUUUAGCCCGCGAGCCGAUAUACUUGUGGCAACUUCAUGGGAUAAUCAGGUGAGGUGUUGGGAAGUAGUCCGUAGCGGAACCAAUAUAACCAGUACUCCGAAAGCAUCAAUAUCUCAUGAUCAACCGGUGUUAUGCUCUGCUUGGAAAGACGAUGGAACAACAGUCUUUACAGGAGGAUGUGACAAGCAAGCAAAGAUGUGGCCCCUGUUGUCGGGUGCUCAACCUGUUACUGUCGCUAUGCACGAUGCUCCUAUCAAAGAGAUGGCUUGGAUACCGGGAAUGAAUCUCCUGGUAACUGGAAGCUGGGAUAAAACACUGAAAUAUUGGGACACAAGACAGCCCAAUCCUGUUCACACCCAACAACUUCCAGAACGCUGCUACGCAAUGACUGUAAAACAUCCUCUGAUGGUCGUCGGAACUGCAGACAGAAAUCUGAUUGUCUUCAAUUUGCAGAAUCCUCAGACGGAGUUCAAGAGGAUCUCCUCACCACUCAAAUAUCAAACGAGGUGUGUUGCUGCCUUCCCUGAUCAGCAAGGCUUCUUGGUUGGUUCAAUUGAGGGAAGGGUUGGUGUUCAUCACUUGGAUGAUUCACAACAGAGCAAAAACUUCACAUUCAAAUGCCACAGAGAUGGCAAUGAGAUAUACUCUGUGAACUCUCUGAAUUUCCACCCGAUACAUGGCACAUUUGCCACAGCCGGAUCUGAUGGCGCUUUCAAUUUCUGGGACAAGGAUAGCAAACAGAGGCUCAAGGCCAUGUCGAGGUGCAAUCAGCCAAUUCCCUGCAGUACAUUCAACCAUGAUGGCUCAAUAUUUGCUUAUGCGGUGUGCUAUGACUGGAGCAAAGGUGCAGAAAAUCACAACCCGGCAACCGCCAAGUCCAACAUCUUCUUACACCUCCCUCUGGAAAGUGAAGUUAAAGCCAAGCCGAAAGUCGGAGCUUCGGGCAGAAAGUGAGUUCCCCCUGUCAGGGAACGGAGCUCUCUGAACUUUGGCAUUGUAUCGGUGCUUAGCUUUUUAGGAUAUCUGUUUUGAGUGUAUCUGCUUUCUCUUGUAAUAUUUUCUCUCGUUAGGAUCCGUAACGUAAUUGCGUCAAAAGAUGAAUACGUUUUCAAUGCUAUAAAUAGUCAGUAUCUUCUUUUAAA